Messenger RNA from Ricinus communis (castor bean), 3019 nucleotides. Its product is annotated as isoamylase 3, chloroplastic. Gene Ontology annotation, biological process: carbohydrate metabolic process. The coding region runs from base 203 to 2557 and encodes 784 amino acids. The transcript has 24 exons. Gene Ontology annotation, molecular function: hydrolase activity, hydrolyzing O-glycosyl compounds. NCBI's taxonomy places the organism in Eukaryota, Viridiplantae, Streptophyta, Magnoliopsida, Malpighiales, Euphorbiaceae. The record is from RefSeq and is a predicted model, not a curated record.
AAAUAAUUAAGCAUCAUCCCGCCCGUGUCGAUCCCGUUUCUCUCCAUGACCAGAAAUAGCUCAAAAGGAUGACCGAGAAGGCCUGAGCUCUACUCUAACUAAUAUCUCACUUCCAUUUCUUGGAUAAAGUUCCCCUUUUCACUUCCACUAAUCAGAUUAUUACCUUUAUUUCCGAAGAAAAAGAAGAAAGAAUCGAAAAAGUAUGCUUCGGUCACCACUUCCACUUCACUAUGAUUCCAUUUCCGCUGCUAAAAUGCCUCUCUUUGCAUUAUCAUUUGCAAACAACAGCACUCACAUUUCUCCUUGUACUGGAGCUUUCCGUGCUGUUGAUAUGGGAUUGAAGUUAUGUAAACAAGCCUUUCGUAGCAGUAGCCAUCGAAAUAUCAGUCAGUCACGACGUCGUGCUAAGCAUAGAACACCUAACGUUUAUGCUCGCGGAGCUCAAGAACGUGUGCUUCAGGAAGAAAAAGUGUCUCAAAUGUCAGAAAUGACGCCGUCUUUUAAUCUAUAUCCAGGCCAGGCAUUUCCAUUAGGAGUGUCUGAAGUUGAUAACGGGAUCAAUUUUGCUCUCUUUUCCCAGCAUGCUACUUCUGUUACUCUUUGCCUAUUACUUCCUCAAAGGGGAGGGAGUGAUAGUACGGAUGGUGGAAUGAUUGAGCUGGAUUUGGACCCUCGCAUGAAUAAAACAGGAGACAUUUGGCAUAUCUGUGUUGAGGAUUUGCCUCGGAGCAGUGUGCUUUAUGGUUAUCGAGUGGAUGGUCCACAUAAUUGGGAUCAAGGGCAUCGAUUUGACAGGAGCAUCGUGCUUUUAGAUCCUUAUGCUAAGCUAAUUGAAGGUCGCCGAUAUUUUGGAGAUGCUACCCACAAGCUGUCUAAAUUUCUUGGAACUUAUGAUUUUGAUAGUUUGCCUUUUGACUGGGGAGAAAACUACAAGCUUCCAAAUAUACCAGAGAAAGAUCUUGUUAUAUAUGAAAUGAAUAUCCGUGCAUUUACAGCUGAUAAAUCUAGCGGCUUGGAGCCAAAAAUAUGUGGGAGUUACCUUGGUGUAAUUGAGAAGAUCCCACACCUUCUAGAGCUUGGUGUCAAUGCAGUGGAGUUGCUGCCAGUAUUUGAAUUUGAUGAGUUUGAGCUUCAGAGGCGUCCAAACCCAAGAGAUCACAUGAUCAAUACAUGGGGCUACUCAACCAUAAAUUUCUUUGCUCCUAUGAGUCGCUAUGCCAGUGGUGGCGGAGGACCUUGUAAUGCUUCUCGGGAGUUUAAGGAAAUGGUUAAAGCCUUGCAUGGUGCUGGGAUCGAGGUUAUUUUGGAUGUUGUCUAUAAUCACACAAAUGAGGCUGACGACAAAAACCCUUAUACCACUUCAUUUCGUGGGAUAGAUAAUAUGAUUUAUUACAUGUUGGAUCUAAACAACAAGAAUCAGUUGCUGAACUUUUCUGGAUGUGGGAACACAUUAAACUGUAACCAUCCUGUGGUCAUGGAGCUCAUCCUGGAAAGCCUAAGACAUUGGGUCACUGAAUAUCAUGUGGAUGGAUUCCGAUUUGACCUUGCAAGUGUACUUUGUCGAGGAACAGAUGGUACUCCUCUUAAUGCUCCUCCGGUCAUUAGGGCAAUUGCCAAAGAUGCUAUCCUGUCAAGAUGUAAAAUUAUUUCAGAACCCUGGGAUUGUGGAGGUCUUUAUCUGGUUGGAAAAUUUCCUAACUGGGAUAGGUGGGCUGAAUGGAAUGGGAUGUAUCGUGAUGACAUUAGAAGAUAUAUCAAGGGUGACUCUGGUAUGAAAGGGAGUUUUGCAACUCGUGUUGCUGGAUCAGCUGACCUGUACAGAGUGAAUAAGCGCAAGCCCUUCCAUAGUGUUAACUUUGUAAUAGCCCACGACGGGUUCACACUACAUGAUCUUGUUUCAUACAAUUUUAAGCACAAUGAUGCUAAUGGAGAAGGUGGAAAUGAUGGAAGCAAUGACAAUUUUAGCUGGAAUUGUGGAUUUGAAGGAGAGACUGAUGAUCCUAAUAUAAAAGCUCUACGGUCCCGGCAAAUGAAAAAUUUCCAUUUAGCAUUAAUGAUAUCUCAGGGAACACCAAUGAUGUUAAUGGGGGAUGAAUAUGGGCAUACUAGGUAUGGAAAUAACAACAGCUAUGGACAUGACACUUCUAUUAACAAUUUCCAGUGGGAACUUUUGGCUGCACAAAGGAAUGAUCACUUCCAAUUUUUCUCUGAGGUUAUAAAGUUUCGACGAACGCAUCAAGUAUUUCGCCAUGACAAUUUUCUCAACCAAAAUGAUGUGACAUGGCAUGAAGAUAACUGGGACAAUUAUGAAAGUAAAUUCCUCGCAUUCACGCUUCACGAGAGCAAUGGAGCAGACAUCUAUCUGGCAUUUAAUGCUCAUGACUACUUCAUUAAAGUUUUGAUACCCCCACCACCAUCAAAAAGGAGUUGGUUUCGUGUGGCGGACACCAAUCUUAAAUCUCCAGAUGACUUUGUUCCUGAAGGCGUCCCAGGCAUUGGAAGUGCCUAUAAUGUAGCUCCAUACUCUUCCAUUCUUCUUGAAGCUAAACUAACAUAAUAGCAAGCUGCUGACAGAUGAAUAUUUUGAAACAUUUGCCCUGAUGCGAAGCAUCUGAUUACUGGACUUGGCAGAAAGAUCUAGGCUCCAUGCUUCUAGAACAUGGCUUUAGCUGAAGUGAGUGAUACUCCACUGCCGACGAACCCAUUCAAUAAGAUCCAACAAAGCUAGUAAUGCUUCAUUAUUGAUACCUCUUGGUGUAAACUUGCUUUGUUGUCACACCAAUCUAUCAAUGAUAUCAAAUUGUGUUACGGACGACUUUCAUAGUUUUAGCCUUUCAGGUGCGGCAUCACAUCUUAUAGAAAAUAUGAUCUGUAUGCAGGAUAAUCCCAAAAGAUAAGCGGUUAGUUUUGGCACUAUUAAUGCUUACUUAUUUAACGUCUUUAAGAGACUUUACAUUGUGGAGAAUGUAACAUGAACUCCACGAUGACUGAUAUUAAUUAUCAUGCACAUUUGUGUUGA